AUGACGCUGCAGGCCGUAGCGCACCUGCAUCGCACUCAGUCCCAUUUGUCAUUUCACUCACACUACCCUCUUCACGCUCGCAUCCCCUUCGCGCUCGGUGGCCGUGUCCACGCUUUGCCACCGAGCCCACACCAGCUUGCCUCUGCAGUUCCGCGGUAUUCCAGGUUUAUGGGUCGUAUUUUGGGAGUUAUCUCGAGUUCUUUAAUGGCUAUUGAAAGCUUCUCAGAUAUUUCUCUACCCUUUUUCAUUGGAUUAUUAAAGGUGGCAGCUAUAUUUGUUUGCAUUUUCUGUUAUGCUACUGGAAUAAAUCAAAUAUUCGAUAUUGAAAUCGACAAGAUAAACAAGCCACACCUUCCACUUGCUUCUGGGGUGAUGGACAUGACAAAAGCUGUUGCAGUUAUUUUGGCUUAUGCUAUUAUGACCUUUGUUCUUGGAAGGCAAAUGAACUUUUCAAGGCCACUAAUUUUGGGAACCAUUGUCGUGAGCAUAUUCUGCAUUGUGGUAGCAUUAUUCAAGGAUGUACCAGAUAUUGAAGGAGAUAAAAAAUUUGGCAUUCGUUCAUUAGCUUCUAAUCUAGGUCCAAAAAAGGUGUUUUGGAUUUGUGUUUGUCUCUUAGAGAUGGCUUAUAUUUUUACAAUAGUGUUUGGAGCCACUUCUUCUCGCCCAUGGAGCAAGCUCAUAACUAUAUUGAGCCAUUCAGGUCUUGCUUUAAUGCUUUGGAAGCAAAGUGAGUCUAUUGAUUUGAAGGACAAAUUUUCUCUGCAAUCCUUCUACAUGCUUAUUUGGAAGUUGUUUUACGCUGAAUUCAUGCUUCUUCCACUUGUGAGAUGA
This is a messenger RNA of Dendrobium catenatum, 831 nucleotides long. RefSeq names its product probable homogentisate phytyltransferase 1, chloroplastic. Gene Ontology annotation, cellular component: membrane. The transcript has 10 exons. NCBI's taxonomy places the organism in Eukaryota, Viridiplantae, Streptophyta, Magnoliopsida, Asparagales, Orchidaceae. Bases 1 to 831 code for a protein of 276 amino acids. The record is from RefSeq and is a predicted model, not a curated record. Gene Ontology annotation, molecular function: transferase activity, transferring alkyl or aryl (other than methyl) groups.